Limulus polyphemus (Atlantic horseshoe crab) is the source of this 1288-nucleotide messenger RNA. Its product is annotated as HD domain-containing protein 2-like. The record is from RefSeq and is a predicted model, not a curated record. Gene Ontology annotation, cellular component: cytoplasm. The transcript has 7 exons. Gene Ontology annotation, molecular function: 5'-deoxynucleotidase activity. NCBI's taxonomy places the organism in Eukaryota, Metazoa, Arthropoda, Merostomata, Xiphosura, Limulidae. Bases 122 to 811 code for a protein of 229 amino acids.
UGUAUCAAAACUGAAUGUGCAGUAAUACUAUAACAAAUCCUUUCUUAGGCCUUGUAAUUUAUAAUACUAUACAUCGUUUCUUUCUUAAUAAAGUAAUUGGAAUACGAUUAAUUUAUAUAAAAUGGCCGCUAGUAACACUUCUAAGGUGAUUGAAUUUAUGAUGUUUGUUGGAAAAUUGAAACAAGUUCAACGCACUGGAUGGGUUUUGAGAGGAUUAAAAAAUGUGGAGAGUGUAGCAGACCAUAUGUAUCGUAUGGGAAUUAUGGCAUUGUUCUUAGACCAAAGUAAAACAGCUGGAAUAAAUAAAGAUAAAUGUAUUAAAAUGGCUCUUGUUCAUGAUAUGGCAGAAUGCAUUGUGGGUGAUAUAACCCCAUGGUGUGGUAUUAGUAAGGAAGAAAAGCACCAGCAAGAAAGGAAGAGUUUGGAAGACUUACUGUAUACAGGAGCAUCUCUGUCGGCUAUUCAACAUGGAAUGGAUGCCAUGGACAAGCUCUGUAAACUAGCAGGAGGUCAAACUGGUCAGGAAAUACUGGAGUUGUGGGAGGAAUAUUCACAGCAAAUUACAGCAGAAUCUAAAGCUGUGAAAGACUUGGACAAAUUUGACAUGCUUCUUCAAGCAUUUGAAUAUGAAAAGCUCUUACAAUCUCCAAAAAAAUUGCAAACUUUUUUUGAUAACAACAAAGGUAGCUUCAAUUCUGCUGAAGUUAAUAACUGGAUGGAGGAACUUCAAAAUCUGAGAACUUUACAUCCACAUGAUGGAUCUGAUGGAAGCCUUCCUAACAAUGGUUAUGUAAAAAAACUACAAGAAUAAUUUAAUAGAUAAAUAUUUAUAUCUUAUUUCCUUCAUCAAAACUGAACUAAUAUUGCAUUAAGUAUGCUUGUUUACAAUUCCAAACUGCCCCAGAUAAAUGUUUCUCAGCAUUUACAGUUGUAUAAUGAUUUAAAACAAUGCGCAUUUUUAUGUUAAUAUAGUAGUUGUGUUCAUAUAUUUUCAUCAGUUAUGGGACUGGUAAAUAAGAUUUUGCUCAAAUGCACAAAUGAAAAAAAUAUUUACUUAAGUCUCUCACUAUUGGCUCAGUCAAAUUCAACCAAGAUGCUGACCCCAAAUUCACCUUUAAGAGUUUUCAUACUAUAACUUCUAAUAUGUUUUGUGUAUUUUCACAAGCUUUCAGUAAACAUUGUCUUUUGUAAACAAAAGAUCAGAAUUUUUCAUUAUUUUUACUACAAAUUUCUCUGUGAUUGUGUGAAGUCAAAGUAUUGAUUGAUUUGAGUGCAAAGAGAUUUUCAU